Messenger RNA from Ylistrum balloti, 597 nucleotides. RefSeq lists its product as uncharacterized. NCBI's taxonomy places the organism in Eukaryota, Metazoa, Mollusca, Bivalvia, Pectinida, Pectinidae. Gene Ontology annotation, biological process: cell-matrix adhesion. Bases 1 to 597 code for a protein of 198 amino acids. The record is from RefSeq and is a predicted model, not a curated record. Gene Ontology annotation, molecular function: calcium ion binding. The transcript is spliced from 6 exons. Gene Ontology annotation, cellular component: extracellular region; lysosome.
AUGUUGUACCUUCUCGCCAUUCUGUUUGUGCCUGCCGCUUUGACGGCAAAAUGCUGCGGCCCUGCCAAGUUCUCCGCCACUAUGUAUGUAGUUGGAACAACUCUUCCCGCAAACGGUGUCCCAAAUUUAUUUGAGUAUGAUCUCCGUUUGUUUUAUGACUACAAUGGAAAGAUGGCCAGAACACAAAUGGAAAUUGCUGGGAAAGAGCAGAUUUCUCUAUUAGACCUAAGUAAAAAUAUAUCGUAUAAUUUGUAUGAUGGUCAUUGCACAAUGGAAAACACAACGCAGCAGGCACAGAGCCCGUGUGUUCCUGAUGAAGCUCAGCUGGUUGGACAUCAAAUGAUGGGAAGUGCUAAUUACAGUCUGGCUGUGGAUACCUGGAGAUGGGCAACGAGCGACUUAACUAUAAAAUUCACAGUGACGAAUGACACCUGCACGAUUGUCCAGAUGUCGAUGUAUGGCAAUAUCGGCGGGUCACCAGGAGAAACGACGUACUUGCUAUCUGAUAUCACAGAAGGAGCGCUUCCAAAUGGAAUCUUCAAUAUCCCUCCAGAAUGCAGAAGUCAUGAGAAUGGUGCAGGACCUGUGGUCGGAUAA